AUGACGUCCUCCCAUUCUCAUCGUGCAGCGAUCGGUGAUCACCGAUCCAUGGAAAGAGCUGAAGAUGACAGCUCGGUCAUGUGAUCAGCUGUGUCCAAUCACAGCUGAUCACAUGUAAAACAGGGAAAUGCUGCCCCAGCAGUGCCACCUGUCAGUGUCCAGUAGUGCCAUGUGUCAGUGCUCAUCCAUGCCACCUGCCAGUGCCCAUCAGUGCCACAUCAAUGCCACAUAUCAGUGCCCAUCUGAGCUGCCUUUCAGUGUCACCCAUCAGUACCAGUCAGUACCACCUAUCAGUGCUGCCUAUCAGUGCCACCUAAAAGUGCCAGUCAGUGCCACCUAUCAGUACUAGUCAGUGCCACCUAUCAGUGCCAUAUAUGAGUGCUGCCUUUCAGUGCCCAUCAGUGA
Staurois parvus is the source of this 405-nucleotide messenger RNA. Lineage: Eukaryota; Metazoa; Chordata; Amphibia; Anura; Ranidae. The record is from the annotation of a GenBank genome assembly.